Molecule: messenger RNA, 5664 nt
Organism: Formica exsecta
Lineage: Eukaryota; Metazoa; Arthropoda; Insecta; Hymenoptera; Formicidae
Gene: ssp3
Product: S phase cyclin A-associated protein in the endoplasmic reticulum
Source: RefSeq, a predicted model, not a curated record
AAGUAAAUAACAGUAGUUUUCAAUGCAGCCAAUCAAAUAGGUCUCAGAUUUCAGGCUUCUCUCUUAAUAUAACCAACAAAGAGCCAGAAAACUUGUGUUUAUCCCUGUCUGAUGUAUAAUUACGCGUAAAAUGUUAUGUAUUAUUCCUCAGAUGUCAUUUACGAAACAUAAUCGUGCGAGGAACGGGCGAUCGUCGUUCUGCGAUUUCUCAUAAAUAUCAGAUAUCUAUAAAAUGGCAGACGUCAGGUUACUCAUCCAGGAAGAAGGUCGUGCAGCCAGAAACUUGGUAGCUUUUAAUGUACCUGUUGGUACGAAUAAUAUAGAGAAAAUUACAAAAAAGCCACCCAGUGUGCCAAGACAGAUUCAGUCAGGUACAACAAAGCGAUCCAUGAAACCAGCUACAAGAGUGAGAUCUGCUUCUACAGGUCGUGAUAAGAAAUCUGAAUUACAGGCACGAUAUUGGGCAUUUCUAUUUGGAAAUUUACAAAGAGCAGUUGAUGGUAUUUAUCAAACGUGCGAAGAAGAUGAAAAUAUUUCUGAAUGUAAAGAAGUUAUUCUAGUGCUAGAAAAUUAUACCAGAGACUUUCAUAACUUGAUAGAAUGGUUCAAAGUUAAGUGGGCUUAUGAAAAUUCGUCACCACCGUUAAGACGAACUCCUUUGGCUUGGGAAGUUAGAAAAACUUCUCCUUGCCGUAUAUGGAAUUCUACAAUAGUUCCAAAAUGUACUAGUCCCUUGCAAAGAAUAAGUCCAACAGAAUUUUCUUGCAAGAGUCCAAUCGAUCAAACCAUAUGUGAAAAUAAAAUUACUAUUGUAACGGACAAUAAAGUUAAUCAUGUAAAAGAAGAAUUUGUUCAUAAAUUAUUGAAAGAUAAUAAAAACAAUGUUUGCAAAAAUUGUUCCUCUGAUAUUAAAGAAAAACGCAAAAAUGGAGUAGAUAAGAUUGGGAAUCAAACAACGAAUAAAGAAAAAUCCGCAUCGACAAAAGCACUUAAAGUAUUUGUGAAACAACCUGUGCCAAUACAAUCAAAAGCCAAUAGUUUUGCGGAUCGCAAGACGUUAAAUGAAGGUGUGACGUGCGAUUUUAGAAAUAAGAUCGAUGUUAAAAAUGUUUCUAAACAAACAAAGGACUGUUUGCACAGUAACAUUGUAAAGCUAACUGAUUCUAAUUUAUCUGCAGAAAAACGAGAACCAUGUAAAAGUGAUAAGGAUGUUCAGCUGAUUUCAUGUAGUAACUGUGAAGUUAUGCAAAAAGAAAGUAAUGGUGUGAAUAUUAGAGACAGUAAGACAGAUGGGAAAAACGCAGAUAGCAAAUUAUCGUGUAAUAAAAGUAACAUUGGAUUGGGAAAGCAUGAAAUUAAUGCCAAAGUUAAGAAGGAUAGUAUUAAAAAACGUGAAAACAACUAUAUUAAUACUGAAAGAAUAAAUAUGAAAACACCCAUAGCUCAAAAUACUUCAGAAAAAAUUAAUCAAGUUAAUCAUCAAAUAAAUAAACAUCCCCAUGAAAUUGCUGAUAAAUCGAAUAAUAAGGAUAUUCGAAACACAUCAAUUGGCUCUGUAUUAAUCAAUGCAAAUAGACCUGCUUACUCAACUGUGUCGCAAACCAAAUCUAAAGUACAAUCAUCAACUUCAAGCGAAACUCCAAAGUUUAUUAGAAGUAAGACUUGUUUAAGUGACAAGAAUUUACCUACUUCGAAUAAAAGAAGGCCUGGAACAUCUGUUAUUGUGAGAGGACGAUUUCAAACUCCUGAAAAUAAGUCAUCUGAACAAAAUACCUUAAAGAAAGAUCAAAAUAGAGAAAUGAAUGGAUCAGUAGAAGUUUUAACGAAACAAACAGCACCUCCAAAGACAAAGGAUGAAAGUGAUGGCUGGCAAACAGUUAGGAACCGUUGUAGAAGAGGGAGUACUCAUAACCUGAACAUGUCUACACGCUUUCAUAAACCAAGCACUGCUCUAUCCUUACCAGCUUUGUCAAUAGAAAGUCCAUCAGAGAAGAUAAAGAAGACUAGUUACACUCCCGAUGGGAACAACAAGCAAAAGAAAAAAUGCAUUGUAGGAAAAACUGGCAAGAACAUGAAUAAUGAAGUUAAAAAAGUGAAAGGAGAAUUCAUGACAUCUACGAUUAAAAGUGAUCUCGAAGAUACGCUGAAGAAGAAUACUUUAAAUUUGUGUGACAAUUCAACGUCAGUGAUUGCAGCUAUCUUUAAGAACGAUGCCGAGUUACUCGAGAAACGCAUACAACAGUUCAUGGCUGCUCAGGCAGAAAGAGAAAGAAUUAUUUUAGAAGAAGAGAGGAAGACAGAAGAAGCAGAUUCUCAAAGAUCUCAGCAGCUAUCGGACGAAGAGGCAUCCUUGAAACGGCAAAUUAUGGAAUUAGAAUCUACCGAGAUUGACAUUGACACGGAAACGGACGAGACAGAUGGUGAAAUGGUUCUUGAAAUGGAAGAUGAGCCUAUAGUGUCGCUUAGUAGCGUCACUGAUGAUAUUAGUUUAGAGGAUAGAUACGAAAAUAUGUUGGAGGGAAUGUCUUGGGCGGAACGGGUUGAUACUCUCGCACAAUUGCGUGCAUUAGUAGCUCGCCAUCCGGGGCGUGCUUUAGAAUUGCAUCAGAAGCUUUCGUCUCCGUCGCGGAAAAGAUCGCUCCCCGAAACGUUAAGAAGAUAUCAAGCAAAACAAGCUUGCGCGCAAGACAAACGUCAAAAGCUAUUAAUGGAGAAAUCGCAACGAUUGCGAGAGUUAUUGAACAAAGUGGAAGACGUCAAAAGCGCAAAAAAUCAAUUAAUAGAAGACAAACGGAUCAGGAUGGAAAUGAGACUUAAAAGGGCGGAGGAAAAUAGAACGCAACAUUUGUUAGAAAUAGUGAGGAAGGCACACGAUGAGGACUCGAAAUUGAAGGAAAUAGCUUUUAUCAAUGAACUUGAGGCGCAAAAUAAGAGGCAUGAUUUUAUGGCAUUGUGUCAAGAGCAGGAAGAAAGAUUGCAGGGGAUUCAAGAGGAACGUCAACGUCGACAGGAGGAAAAAGCUGCUAAAGAAGCCGCAGCCGAAGAACGUCGAAGAGCUUUAGAAGCGGAACGGCAGCUAAGGAUACAAAAAAUGAAACAAGCGCGACGAGAACGCGAGGAGAGAGUUGGUAAAAUGCAGCUUGAAAGAGAAAAAGAACGGCAGGAAUUAGCGAGGGAAAAGGCACGAGAUCGUGAAGAACGCUUAUCGGCACUUCACGCGGCUCAAUUAGCUAAUCAAGAAGAGCUGCAGAAGAAAAUAGCGCAGAAACAGCAAGAAUCCGCUAGACGGCACGUGGAGAAUAUUGAGCACAUUCGGCAACGUGCUGUUGAAUCUUCAAUCUUAAUCCAGUGUUCCUUAUGUGGCACGAUUAUAGCUAACGAAGUACAUCUUUUGAGUCACUUGAAAGGAAAGGCGCAUCUCGAAGCGGUACGAAAUGCCCAUGAUAACCGCGAGCCAUCGCGAGACGAACUUCAACGUUUUAAUAUCGCACAAAUACGGGAUGUCCCGGUCAAUGUGGUCAGUAAUAAUAACGCGAACAGCAACAAGGCCGCGAGAGAGAAGCAGAAAGCGCUUAAGCGUCGAUGUAGGAAGAUAAAGCAACGCAUGAGCUUACGUGGGCAAGAAUGGGAGGAUAAAUGUAAAAAUGAAAGUAAUCAGAAUUUAUCCGUCGAAUCGGCCAAUAAAGUCAAAUUUCGACGCAAUUUAAAAGAGUUAGAUAGAUUGUAUAAUAAUCAUUCCAAAUCUGCAUGGUCAACUAUAGCACUCGCUGCCUUGGAGCGUUGCUUGGGUGAAAUUGUUCGAGCCUUCUCCAAAUCCUGUCCAUUUGAUCAAGAUGCGUUCAGAUGCUUGAAUGGAUUUGAUACCUUAACGAACUUAUUGAACCUAGGCUUAAAUACACAAAAUACAUCAUAUAAUUUACCAAAUAAAGCACUUAUAUCACUGUGUCGAGUCUACAAAGCGACCAUCAAUGAAAACAUCGAGAAUAUAAAAGCCAUUCUAUUAAGCAACAAAAUUCUCGUUAUUUUGGAUCUACUUUUACAACGUCUAGAGACUUUGACUAGUCUCGACGACCACACGCAGACCCAGGACGUAUCCGCCAAUUCAACCGGAAAUGGAAUGGUAGCCGCCAGCGCGACGCAAUUGCUGUGCAGCCUGAUCCCUGAAGAGCUCUUUGAGAAAACGGUCUUGCAGACUCGCGUUCAAGAUAUUGCCGGAUAUCUGGUAGCCAGCGGCUUAGUGGAUCGCGUGUCAAGUCACAGCCGGGCCCUGAUCGAGACGGAUUUCUUUCUGGAUCAGGAGCACGAGUCGCCGUUGCUGGUAUCAUCUUACGAUCUCAUCGCACGUAUCUGCGGCCAUCUGAGGCGGUCCGUCGAUCAAGAUAGCGUCAACGUGCACGGCGAGGGCGGCGGCGGUAACAACGUCGAGCAAACAAGCAACGAGUCGCACUUGCUGUCGACUUUAUCGUCGAGCGAGGCCUCGGGCGCGAUCGGCGCCCUUUACGCGGCGGUUGCAUUCACGCCACAGAAUCAGAAAGGUGGUACCUCGCCAACGCCUAAUCACACAUUCACGACCGCCGUAAGGAUGCUGGCCAGCCGCGGUCUCAAGCUCCUCAAGUCGGUCGCGGAACUCGAUCUUCGGACGCUACAGAGCUUCUUGGGCGCCGAAGGUACGAGUCUGCAAUGGCGAUUGAUAGCGAGCCAUCUGAUAACCCGAUUAUCUCGCGAUUCUCUAUCGGACAAUGUGGAAGUGGGAUCUAUGCCGGAUACAAGCGGCAUCCAUAUCCUUUCGGAGCUGUUUAUGGUGCUUGGCUACUUCGCCCUCAACAAUCCAGAUAAUCAGCUGGUUCUCCAAUCAGCUGGCGCGGGUCCUAGCGUUCUCCAGCAGUUAUGCACUCUACCGUUCCCGUUUUAUGGAGAUCCCAGAUUGUUACCGUACACUUUGCCGGCACUUCUGGCCGCUACGCAUAAUAAUUCCGAGGCAAUGGCGAUAUUGUCUUGUGAGAUGUCAUACGAGUUGCUGGAGCAGUACAGAAAUUCAGACGAAGGUAAAUUGAAUCCUUUGGUGCAUUUGCUGAAGGAUAACGCCUAGUCUGCCUCACGUUUUCCGCCUUAAAAGGUUUGAUUAGUUUAAUUCCAUUUCUUAGAAUUCUCAUUACAGGCGACUCUCGUAAUCCGCGCGUAUCGAAAUCAUUGAUAUAUCAUUAUGUCAAUUUACAAUUGUCUGUUUAAUGAGAUACGAAAAAAACCGCAAAGCGAACAUUUAAAGAAAUUGAAUCUAAUGCGUAGCUAAUUUAAUUUAAAAAUUCGUAGCCGCUUCUGUCUAUUAUUGCAUAAUUAGAUAUACGAUCCCGAUAACAGAAACUUCCCGUUAAGUAAGUAAUACGUCGAAUGCUAGCGAUUCUUCAAGUCCAGGAAUAAAACUCGAUUUGCAGAGACGAAGUUAAAUUUACUCGGAAGUUAACGCGAACGAAAGAAAAUAGCACGAACGUUAAUUUAGACCGUUGCUUCCCAAACCAUCCUUGUGCAGCCUAUUUAUGGCUACGUACUGAUGAGACACGCAUGAUAUUCCGUUUUAUAGGCUUGCAAUCUACACCAUCGAACUUUUACACAGAGGGUUCUAGAAUCUCUGGAUUUUAUAAUUAUAGAUCAUUUUAACGAAUAUAU